Saccostrea cuccullata (small rock oyster) is the source of this 753-nucleotide messenger RNA. RefSeq lists its product as uncharacterized. Lineage: Eukaryota; Metazoa; Mollusca; Bivalvia; Ostreida; Ostreidae. Gene Ontology annotation, molecular function: zinc ion binding; nucleic acid binding. Bases 1 to 753 code for a protein of 250 amino acids. The transcript has a single exon. The record is from RefSeq and is a predicted model, not a curated record.
AUGGCUCAAGAGAUAGUUGAUUUAGUAAAGGGUGAAAACAUGAAUAACAAUGGGGAAGACUUUGGAUUUUACAAUGCCUUACCCGAGACUCAAGAUCCCAUUGGAUUAGAAUUAGGGCUCUACAACAUACCAGAGCCCAUCAACAAAGAAGAUUUUGGAAUCCUAACAACGACCUUAGAUGGGAUCAUUAACAUCCUAAGAGCCUUCAGGGAAGAAGUCACAAACGAAUUUGGUGCCAUGGGAGGAAAACUGGCUAAGCUGGAAGUCAAAAUAAGUCAAUUUGAGGACAAGAUGAAAUCAAGUACCAAACCAAAGGACCAUGAAAAACCAAAAGGUCCGAAGAAAAGUAAGGAAACCAACCCUUGCUUUAUUUGUAAAGAACUGGGUCAUUGGGCUCCAGACUGUCCCAGAAAAGAGCGAGAUUUGUGUUUUAAAUGCGGUCAACCCGGACACUGGGCAAAUGAAUGCCUAUACAAAGAUGACGACCAGGAAUUUCUGAGAGAGGUCGAGAAAACUGAAAAAAAGAGAAGUGAAAAUACAGACAGUCAUAACCCUCAGAAAAAGCCGCAUGGGACAGCUGUUGCAACCAUACAUGAAAACCCAGGACCCAGUCAAACCAAGGAAAACAAACCACCCACUGUGGCCCAGGUAAAUAAACCAAAGAAGAGAGUUCAACCUCCCAUCCAAGUCUCCUCUGUCGAGCCGCCUAAGAAGAAGAAAAGCUUAAAAUUGCAGAAAAAAGUGAAAAAUUAA